GUAACAGUACGCCACCACCAGCAGUUUGUUGUGAUGACAGUUACUUGACAGUCAAUCUUCCCUGUCUGUCAUCUUCCCCGUCACUGUCAUCCUCAGGAGGAAAUGUCAGUCAGUAACUGAUUGACCUUGUAUACCUUCCCUGGAGGUCAAGCCAACCUUGAGAUGUGCUGAAAACGAGGCUAAUUUGCAGGCGAGGAGAGAUGCAAUGAAUAUGGGGUAACAGUGGGAGUAAGGCAAGUAGCAGGACAAGGAACAGUAGGAAGAGCAACAGCAGCAGGAGAGGAACAGCAAGGUAAUCAGCAACAGUAAUUUGAGCAGGAGAUCAUGCUUCUUGUAGCAGCUUGACAGGUGAAGCAACAGGAGGUACACGGUAGAUAAAAUUAAAAAAAAGACAAGAACAAAAGAAGCAGAACUCAAAGCUGCAACAGAAACGACAACAGCAGCAGGUUCUUAGAAACAGAGAGUCGUAGAAUAGCAACAAUACCAAGAAUAGCAUCAGGUCCAAGAGCAGAAACAGGACCAAGAACAGCAGUAGACCAAUAACAGCAGCAUCAACAUAAAACAGUAGCAGGAUGGACGCUGUUAACUUGGUUGUGGAGGGUUCACCAAUGGUUGCUACACUACUUCUGGCAGUACUGAUGCCCCUGACUCCAGCUUUCACUGAUUACUCUGGCUCUCUCGCUCCCACACACCUCAGCAAACUGCACAAUUGCUUACGGAAGGCAGCUCAGGUAACCAUGUGCAACAUUGUGAGAGAAAUUUAUUCCGAUGAACGUAUGUUCUCUGCAAGUGGAACGAUGUCUCUUACAGAGUACUGUAAACGAAUGGGUAUCAUUCCGGCGUUUGCGGAGGCUCACCAGCAUCUCUUGUUCUGUAACCUGAUGAUGGCAGAGUUCGAUUUUUCCUUUGGUUAUGAUGUUCUGACGAAAGUGUGUGCUAAGGUGUAUGAGACACUGGGCGAGGAAUGUCGAGGAAAAAUUAACGAUCUUCGUAAGAUGGUGAAUGAGGAGGUGUUUGAUGAGGACGCUGCUGCAGUGGUUGAGACAUUCAGAAGGACCCAGGCAGCCAUAUACAGAGGCCUCGGUCAAGUUAUACAAAGGGAUUUUAGUCAAAAUAUAGCUACAGUGGAAGAGAUUUUGAAAAGUUGUUUAGAUUCAGAAAUUCGAUGCGAAGAAGGACAAGUAAUAUGCGAAAGUGAUGUUACAACAUCAGGUAGAAAGUCACAGCUGAUCAUGAAGGGACGCAGUGAGCUAUCAGAACGCUAUGAGAAGCUGAGAGACCUCAAUCCUCGCACUUGGGCGAAAAGAGACGGCGCUAAUGAUAUCCAAUAUUUCCACAUUGAGAGAACCUUCACUCAACUGAAAAUUCGAGAAAGCAAGAAAGUAACUGAAGUGAAGGAUCUCUUAAAGUUGAGAAACGUGUCUGGGGAGGUUCCUUCAACGCUGUUGCUCUGUGGGUUGGCUGGCUCAGGCAAGACUUCGCUGUGUCGUUACCUCGUCUUCGACUGGCAAAGAGGAGGCACUGAAGUGGACACUCUUAACCUCUUCCAUCUCGUUUUCCUCAUCGAAGUUCGGAGAGUUCGUUCGAGUCGCCUCAGAGAGUUUCUGCUAGAUGAAGUAAUGCCAAACACCAGCGCUGGGGUGGAGAUGGAUCACAUCAUUCCUGCUUUGAAAGAAUUACAAGUUCUCUUUAUCAUCGAUGGCUACGAUGAGACAGACAAAAUAUCAUCUGAGCUUCUGGAAGAUAUAUUCGCCAAAUUUGGAGAUAAACGCAUCAUCAUAACCACACGUCCUGAGCUUCACAGAGAUGCUGUCUGUCUGGCCACAAGGCAUGAGGUCGAUUACCUCUCUCUUGAAACACGGGGAUUUGAUACCGAAAGACGUAACGAAUUUACGAGGAAAGUCUUCAGUACCAUGGAGCAAGACGUGAUGGAGAACCAAAAACAGACCAAAGAGUUCUUGCUGUAUAUCCACGAACGAAGGACUACGUUGGGCAGCUACCUAAAUCUUCCUCUCACUAGUGCUCUCCUUAUGCUAAGUUGGAGACACAAUCCUGAGGUGGUGAACCAGUCGACCACAGCUACUCGCCUCUACCAGGAGUUCUACCACCUUCUCCAAAACAAGCUCGCCGAGCGUUUGAGUAAAGAUUACAUAGGCGUCAAUGAGCUGCCGGAUGUGCUGGACAGUUUACUGCUCUGUCUGGGUGAGCAAGCCUGGACAAUGCUUAAUGAAAGCACUGUUUUAAUUUCAGAUGACUUUAAAAGAAAGAUUGAGGAAGAAUGUGAGAGAAAGAGAAUCAAAUUAAUCGAGUUAUUAUCAGGGUUUCACAUGUGUCACCUUCAUGAAGACCCUGAUGAGUGGAAGUUGAAAAUAUCCUUCCUCCACGACGCUCAGGCCAGCUACCUGGCAGCGACCUUCCUCGCCGAAUGUCUACGAAAAGGCAAGAUGAAGAUGCAAGACAUCGGAAACCAAGUGGGAGCCUCUCCGGGGCUUGAACAAGUCCUCCUUUUCCUGAUGGGUCACCUAGCUUUCCAAAAUGCUCUGACUAGUUCGACAGUGAAUGACAUUUUUAGCAUCAUGAAGAAAUUAGACAUUGAUCCCACAAACUACGAUUUUUGGUGGAAUAUAUUUGUGGAGAGUCACAGGCACCCUCAGGUCGGUACACUUCUCGCCCGAGACAAACUUUCGCACAAACACUGGCAGCUGAACGACACGAAUGCUGUCUCAGCUCUUAGACUUCUCAGCUUCACCCCAGUUAAGUUGGCGAGUUUAACCCUCGAUAUCUCCGCACUAACGGAGCCCUAUGAUAUACCUAGCUUCAUCCAGGCGCUGCAGGAAGUAGGCCAGAACUUAAAAAAACGACAGAAGAAACCUGUGAAGGUGGAACUGCAUCUCCGGCGCCAUAAUACUUGCGACAUCAAAACCUCCAAUAUUUUCCUGAAGGCGGUAUGUUCGUGGGGCGACCUAACCAGCUUCACAGGUUUCCUGGGAGAACAGCCUGAUGGGGAGGAACUGCUGGCGGGAUGCUGCAACCUUAAGACAAUACGGGUCAGAAUAUCUACCGUCGAAGCCUUUACGUCUCUCAGUAAUAGUCUCAAGAAAAUUCACAAGAGUGUCAAGAGCCUGCAUGUAACACUGGCUCUCCCCGGCGAGUGCCCAGUCGAGGCACUUUCAGAGCUAAGGCACAACGGCAAUCUCGAAAUCAGUGUUGUAGCCACGAAGGAUGGACAGAAGGAGUGGAUGGAGUCUAUCGUCAAGACAAUAGGCGGAAGAGGCGGGUGUUGGCGUCUGAGUCUGCCAGACUGUGACAUGACCUACGAUGGCUUGGAGUGGCUGGUCACGCACCUUAAAGGACACGUCCACGACAAGAUAUCCAUCGAAACCGUAGGAUGAUAAUAUUAAAGACAUGACCCCACGGCUCCAGGGACUCUCCAAGCUACGAGGACUAUGGGUGGUGACCAUGGGUGGUGACCAUGGGUGGUGACCAUGGGUGGUGACCAUGGGUGGUGACCAUGGGUGGUGACCAUGGGUGGUGACCAUGGGUGGUGACCAUGAGUGGUGACCAUGGGUGGUGACCAUGGGUGGUGACCAUGGGUGGUGACCAUGAGUGGUGACCAUGGGUGGUGACCAUGGGUGGUGACCAUGAGUGGUGACCAUGGGUGGUGACCAUGAGUAGUGACCAUGGGUGGUGACCAUGGGUGGUGACCAUGGGUGGUGAUCACGGCAAGGAUGAACAGUUUAAUUAAUCAUGCUGUGGCUAUAAACUCAUUAUUCUGAAACAAGCUUUCAGUGGAACAACGUUACGCUCACGGAAGAGCUUCAUCGAUACUUAAUAAAGCUCUGCACACAGCGAAACGUUGUACGAAUGAAAGCGUGUUCUUUAUUGUAUCCUCAGAGACACACCCAGCGUGGGUAUCAUGGCUAUACACAAAU
Molecule: messenger RNA, 3932 nt
Organism: Cherax quadricarinatus
Lineage: Eukaryota; Metazoa; Arthropoda; Malacostraca; Decapoda; Parastacidae
Source: RefSeq, a predicted model, not a curated record